Messenger RNA from Caenorhabditis briggsae, 897 nucleotides. The record is from RefSeq and is a predicted model, not a curated record. The transcript has 5 exons. NCBI's taxonomy places the organism in Eukaryota, Metazoa, Nematoda, Chromadorea, Rhabditida, Rhabditidae. The coding region runs from base 1 to 897 and encodes 298 amino acids.
AUGCCCGAAAUAAUGGAGCGUCGUGCCACAUCGGCAUCUAUCCCGACGUCUUCGAAAUCUUCCGUCAAACCUCUUCCGAUUCCAAAACUCUCAGAAGGAGCAACACCAAUCGAGUCGGCUCUCAAAUCGAAACGUUUCAGUCUUGUUCACAUGCCAUCAAAACAAGAACGUCGAGUCACAAUCAGACCAUAUGAAAGCUUCAGAGAACGAAAGGAAGAGAAGCCAGACACGAUAACCUUCGGCUACGCAGCAUUGAGUACAAACGAAGAUGAAUCUAGAAAAGAUUUGGAAAUGGACGAAGGACGUCCAUCAUCCCCAUCCCCAUCCAUAUUCUCCAUCUAUGGAGAUGAACCAGGACCAUCUACAAUCUGCGAGCAACCGGUUGGAGCUCAAGCCGACGUCUUCAUCUCGUCCCUAGGAGAAAAGAAACUGACACAAAUCAAGAAAUAUUUGGAUUCCACUCCUCGAGAGGAGCAUAUGUACUUUUUAUGGGUCAAGGAUUCAGAGUGCAAUAAGAUAACAGUGAUAUCGAUAAAAACCUUGGAAAAUCAUUUGAAAAACGAUAGUCGUGUGAGAAGAGUGAAAUGGAGACAUUUAUCGUCUGAACGGGUAUCGAUAUAUCGAUACAGUUUGCCAGCUAUCACUUAUGAGAAAUCAAAACUCUGCAAGGAAUGCUUGUGCCGUCAUAAGAAGUUGUGUCUUCUCCUCGUCUGGCUGGCCUUUGUCCUGUUUCUCUGUCUCGUCGUCGUCCUGGGAUCCCUUUCUCCAGAUGAUCGAUCCCAUCCGUUUGCUCACAAUCAAUCGAAAACUAUCCCGCCACAAGCUAUGCUGAUUGCACAACAUCCACCACCACCACAUCUAGCGAACGUUCUUAUGAACGCUUCUCUUGUUGGAUAA